This is a messenger RNA of Cylicocyclus nassatus, 609 nucleotides long. The record is from the annotation of a GenBank genome assembly. Lineage: Eukaryota; Metazoa; Nematoda; Chromadorea; Rhabditida; Strongylidae.
AUGAACAUCAACUUACCAGAGCAAUCACGGACAAAUACAAGAACGGAGACGCCAACAGAUUUUUGCCCAAGUACUCCCGGGGAUGUUUCUCCAACCAAUACUCUGUUGUCUCAAAAACGAGAACGAUUUGCUAAGGGCAUCAAAGUAUUCAAACAUGAUCAUCGCACUUACCUAACUUGCUUUGGUGCACUUCACGUCAAGAUUUAUGAAGGUGAAGAGCAACGACGUCCCAAUCUCAAGUUAUUCUCUGUUCCUCUAAUUCCAGUUGUGGUUUGCCUACUCUUCCUUUUUGUGGGCGUUUUGCAGAAAAAAGCAAAGCUCUUAUAUCCAUUUAUUGCAUUCCAGGUUUUCGUCGCAUUUGUUACAGCAAUAUCAAUGGGUAUGAUUGCUAUAUCUGUGGCUUGUAAUACGAAAUACAUUUUGCGACUGAUAGUGGAUGUAACCUCGGACGAAGCUAUUUAUCGAAGCUCUGCGUUGAAAAUUCUGACUGUGCUUAGCCUCAGUCUAUUCGUGCAAAUUUGGUAUCUGCGAACGGUCUGCACUUGCUUUCGAUACUUCACCGACCUUCAACGUUUCAAGGACGACAACGAAGCCCUUGUAUUCGUCUAA